AUGCCCCUCCUAUCUAGUAGCCGCCGGCUACAAUCCGGCGCCGAGCGUAAUAGAGGCCGACCGAGCAUACAAUCAUCCUCUCGUAUCCAACAAGACAACGGUCCUGUCGAGCUGCCGGAUUAUGAGCCCCUCGCAUGCCCCCUCAGUGCCGAAGCUAUACGCGCCUUAACCCAAUUGUCGACGAACAAGGAUACGCGGAAGUACGAGGAACAACUAAACAAGAGCAUAGUGCUUCUGAGCGCCAGCGUGCGGGAUAUCAACGACAAAUAUGAAGAGAGGAAGGAGAGUCUCAAGAACCUCCAAGAAAAGCGAGCCGGUCGCGAGGAAAAGAAUGAUCGGGAGAGGGCUGAGGAGAAAGCCGUGUUGGCGCUGAAGAAUGACGUACCCACGUUGACAAACGAAUGUAACCUCGCCGUCCAGAGCGUUAUCGACUUGAAGAUAGAGCUCGAGGAUAGUAAUCUGGGGCUACGGAAGACGGCGCAGAAGGUCGAGGCUGAAGCUACGAAUGGGGCCCGAAGACAAAGACGCCGAGGCGACGACGAGGACGACGAGAUGGCAGAUGUUGAUAUAACUAGCCCGAUUGUAUUACUACAGCGAGCUAAGGAGGGGGCGGCCGAGGAAUACGCGUCGAAGACUCCCUAUGAGAAAUACGGUACAAACAACGAUUACAUCGCCUUUAAACGCAUCUGGCAUGACGCCAUUUACGGGAGAGGCAAUAAACCGUUACCAGAUGCAUCUAAAUGGUUUUCGCAGAACGGAGGAGAGGACGAGGCGAGUGAAGACGAGGAUCUGAUUGUUGCCGAGGAGCACCUUGACAUCCACUGUCCCCUGUCCAUGGUAGUCAUGAAGGAUCCGUAUACGAGCAUAAAGUGCAAGCACACGUUCGAGAAAGACUCAAUUAUCCAGUUUCUCCAAACCCAACGUGGGCGAGCACGAUGUCCACAGACAGGCUGUAAUAAGGAAGUAACAAUAUCUGAUUUCCAUCCCGAUCCGGUCAUGUUGCGCAAGAUUAAGCGACAAUUGGCCUCGCAGCGCGCGAGUAUGGUUGAUGAUGACGAUGACGAGGAUGAAGAUGGAGGCGAGGGUGAGGGUGAGGGUGAACAGGAUGUCGACGAUGAGGGCGAUUCGCAUAUGAAUGCAACUCCUGGACACAACGUCAAAUCGGAACGAGAAGGUCGGGGCAGAGGACAACAAUUAAUCGAUGACCUAAUACAGUAG
Molecule: messenger RNA, 1218 nt
Organism: Daldinia childiae
Lineage: Eukaryota; Fungi; Ascomycota; Sordariomycetes; Xylariales; Hypoxylaceae
Product: E3 SUMO-protein ligase nse2
Exons: 2
Coding region: 1-1218 (405 amino acids)
Biological process (GO): double-strand break repair via homologous recombination; protein sumoylation
Cellular component (GO): Smc5-Smc6 complex; nucleus
Molecular function (GO): SUMO ligase activity; zinc ion binding
Source: RefSeq, a predicted model, not a curated record